This is a messenger RNA of Entelurus aequoreus (snake pipefish), 3282 nucleotides long. RefSeq lists its product as uncharacterized. Gene Ontology annotation, cellular component: nucleus. The record is from RefSeq and is a predicted model, not a curated record. Gene Ontology annotation, molecular function: DNA-binding transcription activator activity, RNA polymerase II-specific; RNA polymerase II transcription regulatory region sequence-specific DNA binding. The transcript has 3 exons. Gene Ontology annotation, biological process: regulation of transcription by RNA polymerase II. The annotation marks the transcript as partial. NCBI's taxonomy places the organism in Eukaryota, Metazoa, Chordata, Actinopteri, Syngnathiformes, Syngnathidae.
CACUUGGCGGCGAGGUUAUCGGCGAGGUUAUCGGCGAGGUUAUCGGCGAGGUUAUCGGCGUGGAAGAAUUUGUCGGAAGCCGACGGGACGACGGCGGCAUGGAUCCUCGGCAGAAGACUUCCCCUGGUUUUCACACCGCACGGUCUUCCUCUCCGGCAGGCUAGCCGCAGCCAAUCAGGGGCCAGGUCGGGGGCGGAGCCAGCGGAAAGGCGAGCAGUGAUUGGUGAUGGUCGCUCAGAUUGGAUGACGGAAAAAGUGGAUUUGUCCUCCUUCGUGUCAACCAGCGCCUCGUCUCCCGGGUCCUCGCUUCCGCCCUCGCCGCCGGAGCGCCAUGUCAAGGCGCCCUCCGACCUGGAGGUCAUGACCUCGCUCCUGCAGGAGGAGCUGGCCCAGCUGGAGGACUACUUCCGCUCCGAGUCUUGCGAGAGCAAAUCCUCCAAAUGUGACAAAGCCAUGGGCUCGCCGUCGUACUACCAGUUCCCCUACGGCUCCUACGGGGGCGGCCAAUCGGAGAGCAGCCCUGUGGUCGUUACCUUGGCAACCGGCGACCUGGAUCUGGCCGUGAGCCGCUCCAAGAUAGCGCGGCCGGCUCCGUACAACUACCACCACCACCACCACCACCGCAGCGGGCGAAGAGUCCUGGGCGAGGAGGCGGAGGCGUGGCGCGCAGGAAGUUACUCAGGCAGCGCCGAGUACUCCGUCAAUCAUUACUCGGCGCUGAAGGCGGCGAGCAAGAGCAGCGUGAAGAAGGUGAGAGAAUGUGCUUUGUCCUUGAAGGAAGAGGAGAGUUAUUGUUUCUCCGAAGGAAUGUUUUGCAGCGAAGAGAUCGCCAGAAGUUUCUGCUCCUACGAGCACAAGAGUCACAAAGUCAACCUGAGUUACGGUGCAGGCGAGCACUGGAGCAAAGACGCCGGACUGCCGGCCGCCGUCCCCCAAGAGACCGCCAUGGCCGACGGCUACUUCCACCAGUCGCUGGCGGCGGAACCGUACCACGGCUUCAUGGGCGACCUGGACCAUCCGGCGCCGGCCGAGCCCCAACACGGCCACUACCUCUACCCAGAAUGCCUUGCGGACCAAAGCUACGAGUGUCUGUCCGAGGGAACGGCGGCCGGUGCCGGCGCCGGCGCCUCCGCCCACCGCGGCCACAGGCUAAAGGACGAAGCGUGCUCGGUGAAAUCGGCCGCUUGUCUGGACGUGAACACCGGAGAGAGGAAGCAGAAGAAGAGAGACCAGAACAAAACGGCCGCUCACAGGUACAGGCUGAGGAAGAGGGCGGAGCUAGACUCUCUGGAGGAGGAGCUUCACGGGCUGGAGGGACAGAACCGGGAGCUUCGCGACAAGGCGGAGUCUGUGGAGCGAGAGAUUCAGUACGUGAAAGACUUACUCAUCGAGGUCUACAAGGCUCGCAGUCAGCGCCUCAAACAAGAUGGCGGCGCCUGAAGGAAGGUCUGAAGACCAGGUGACCCGGCCUUAGGAGCUCUACACUGUGACCACCACACAUCUAUUGAUCAUCUCUUCUAUUGAUCUCAUUGGAUCACGUCCAGUAAUCAUCCUUCUUCUAUUCAUCUGAUUGGAUCACGUCCAGUAAUCAUCCUUUCAAUCGAUUCUAUUGAUCUCAUUGGAUCUAAUUGGAUCAUAUCUAAUAAUCAUCCUUUCAAUCAAUUCUAUUGAUCUGAUUGGAUCAAAUCUAAUAGUCAUCCUUAUAAUCAAUUCUAUUCAUCUGAUUGGAUCAUAUCCAUUAACUAUCCUUUCAAUCAUUUCUAUUGAUCUGAUUGAAUGAUAUCUAAUAAUCAUCAUUUCUACCAAUUCUAUUGAUCUGAUUGGAUCAUAUCUAAUAAUCAUUAUUUUAAUCAAUUAUAUUGAUCUGAUUGGAUCAUAUCCAAUAAUCGUUAUUUUAAUCAAUUAUAUUGAUCUGAUUAGAUGAUAUCCAAUAAUCAUCCUUUCUAUCAAUUCUAUUGAUCUGAUUGAAUCAUAUCUAAUUAUCAUCCUUUCAAUCAAUGGUAUUGAUCUGAUUGGAUCAUAUCCAUUUACCAUCCUUUCAAUCAAUUAUUUUGAUCUGAUUGGAUAAUAUCCAAUAAUCAUCCUUUUAAUCAAGUCUAUUGAUCUGAUAUUCAUGAAUCAUUGAUGUAUUAUUCUAAUCAUUUGAUUGACUGAUGGUCAUUGAUCACUGAAAUAUUGUCUUCUUCCAUGAUGUCAAUAAGUGCAUGAUUGAUUAGUUGACAGCAUGAACUUUGAUUACUUUCCUGCAUGACAACUUUGUGUCCUCAUUCUCAGGGUUUUGCUUUGGGCUCAGAGGACUCUCUUUUCGUUCCUUGUCUCCUCCUUCCUUGUCCACUCUCUCUUCCCUUCUCCUUCCUUGUCUCCUCCUUCCUUGUCCACUCUCUCUUUCCUUCUCCUUCCUUGUCUCCUCCUUCCUUGUCCACUCUCUCUUUCCUUCUCCUUCCUUGUCUCCUCCUUCCUUGUCCACUCUCUCUUUCCUUCUCCUUCCUUGUCUCCUCCUUCCUUGUCCACUCUCUCUUUCCUUCUCCUUCCUUGUCUCCUCAUACCUUGUCCACUCUCUCUUUCCUUCUCCUUCUUUGUCCACUCCUUCCUUGUCUCCUCCUGCCUUGUCUCCUCAUUCCUUGUCCACUCUCUCUUUCCUUGUCAUUGUCCACUCCUUCCUUGUCUCCUCAUUCCUUGUCCACUCUCUCUUUCCUUCUCCUUCCUUGUCCACUUUUUCCUUGUCCUAUCCUUCUUUCCCUGUCCUGUCCUCCGGGCUGUACUUGCGAGCAAACAAUCGUAAGCAAUGACAUCAUCAAUGGUAAACCAUGACGUCAACAAUGGUAAGCCAUGACGUCAUCAAUGGUAAACCAUGACGUCAACAAUGGUAAGCCAUGACGUCAACAAUGGUAAAAAAUGACAUCAUCAAUGGUAAACCAUGACGUCAACAAUCGUAAACAAUGACAUCAUCAAUGGUAAACCAUGACGUCAACAAUGGUAAACCAUGACGUCAACAAUGGUAAACCAUGAGGUAAAUAAUGGUAAACAUUGAGGUAAACAAUGGUAAACAAUGAGGUAAACAAUGGUAUACAUUGAGGUAAACAAUGUAAACAAUGACAUCAACAAUGGUAAACAAUGAUGUCAACAAUGAGGUUAACAUUGAGGUCAACAAUGGUAAACAUUGAGGUCAACAAUGGUAAACAAUGAGGUCAACAAUGGUGUAAACAAGGGAAAGUUGUGCCAUUCAGGUGAAACAGGAAGUGCUGCAUCAGGUGAUUUUCCAAAUAAAGUGCUCAUAUUUCA